This is a messenger RNA of Exserohilum turcica Et28A, 1948 nucleotides long. RefSeq lists its product as uncharacterized. NCBI's taxonomy places the organism in Eukaryota, Fungi, Ascomycota, Dothideomycetes, Pleosporales, Pleosporaceae. Bases 1 to 1908 code for a protein of 635 amino acids. The transcript has a single exon. The record is from RefSeq and is a predicted model, not a curated record.
AUGGUUGGCUCCUUGUUCACUCUGGUGCUCCUCGUAGCUCUGACCUGGGCGCGGGCGAUUGUCACCAACGAAUGCCAACACAACGUCUGGAUCUGGUCCCAUCCGGUCACCGGGUCUAGCCACACUGAAAACGUCCCCAUCAAGCCCAGCGGCCAAUACCAGGAACCCUGGCGUCUCGGAACCCCGGACGCCCCUGGCAUCGCCAUCAAGAUCUCAUCUCAAGCAGACGGUCUGCUUAGGCUAGCAGACGAGAUUGAUUUUGCCUAUUCAAUCGACAAGUAUGACAAAUCCAAGAUUUGGGUUGAUUUGUCCUUGGUCCGAGGAGCGACUCCGUACAACAAGAUGUCCUUCCACACGUGUGCUUCUCGAUACAGCACUGCCGAUGUGGAUCCACAAGAGUGCGAUGCGACAGACGAUGUCGAGUUGGUUCUUUGCGGCACAACUCGGACGAUGCCUGCCAAGGACUAUGCAUCAAUCGAGCAGAUACGGGCCUGCUAUGAACCUGACAAGCCCACCUACCGGAGAUCCUCUGAGGUAUUGACUGGCGACGUGGAUGGAUCGAAUGAGCAGCUCCCUCCAUCCAUUUAUGAGUCCAUGAUGUAUGUGGGAUGUAACGUCAACAUGUACGACUGCUCGCGACGCGACAAGCCUCCAGUCAGCGACAAGCCUCCAGUCAACGACAAUCCACUUAGCAAGCUCCACGACAUACCCCACGAUACUUCAUAUGCCACCUCACACGCCACACCAUAUGAGCCUAGCAUUGAUGAGGCAAACAAGCCGGGCGCUGACAAACCAUACGUCGGAGAGCCAUCCAGCCACGAGCCACUCAGCUAUGGGUCGUCGAGUUAUGAGUCGUCCAGCUAUAAGCCAUCAAGCUAUAAUCCAUCAAGCUACACACCACCGAGCUACACACCAUCAAUCAACACAACAUCCAACUACACAACAUCCAGUAAUGAUUCAUCCAGUCAUGAGACAAGCAUGGAUGCGCAAAACGAUGACGAAUAUGACUUCAAAGGACCGCCGAGUGACGAGCCAUCCAUCGGCAUACCAUACGAGAAGCCAGACGACGACUCAUACGUCAACCCAUACAUCGAGCCAUACAUCAAUCCAUAUGUUGAAGAGCCAUACGACGAGGAGCCGGUAGAAGGACCUGUCAAUGAUGAUUGGCCGGUAUAUGACAAGUUGCCAGCCUUUGACCGAUGCCAAGCUAGGGUAGUGUACCCAACAAGACGCACGUCACCCAAGCCACGAAGCGCUCCGGCUCCUUCGAUCAAGCACCGCGAGCAGCAUCCCUCGCUGUGCCAGGUUGUUCAAAAAUACCAUUCGGGGGUCAAGGAAUGUGACGAGGAAUCAAUGAAGGAAUAUGCUCGCAUGGUGUACCCUCAUGUAUGCGAGCCGCAGUACCAGACGCUUUUGAUGGGCUUUCCAUGUGAAGAGGUGGCGAGGGAGCUUCGGACCAUCUAUCCAGGUGUAGCCAAUUCUACGCAUGGCUUUGCACAAGGCUACGGUGCUGAGUGUGAGUGCGGGGACGAGUGGCCAGAGUGCUUCUGCGCUGACGCCAUGGGGACUCGUAACAUUCAAGAUACGUCUCAAGUCUCUUCAGGGCAGCGAGUGUGUCUCUCGUGCCUUUGCGAGCGCAUUCUGGGCAGUCUUUCUUGCGCCGAAUUUGGGCCCAUCCUUGAGAGCGUCUUGGAAUUCUUGGGUGCGAAAUACGAAGAGCUUAUCAGCGACGAUGGCCAGGAUUGUUCGUCGAGUGGGGACCAGAGCGAGAUUUGCGUCAGGGAUCUCUGCGCUCAUCUGAAAGGCGUGACUGAUUGCGAGGGUCUGUAUGCUAUGAUCAAGGUCGGUGCCAAAGCCAAGCUAAACCGGGACAUUGAGUUUGUGGGUGACGCAGACUAUAAGCACUGAGGGUGGAUGAGAAUGUUUUGCGAGGGCAUGGGAGGGACGA